Molecule: messenger RNA, 2647 nt
Organism: Labeo rohita (rohu)
Lineage: Eukaryota; Metazoa; Chordata; Actinopteri; Cypriniformes; Cyprinidae
Product: glutathione hydrolase 1 proenzyme-like
Exons: 14
Coding region: 450-2198 (582 amino acids)
Biological process (GO): glutathione catabolic process; regulation of inflammatory response; peptide modification
Cellular component (GO): plasma membrane
Molecular function (GO): glutathione gamma-glutamate hydrolase
Source: RefSeq, a predicted model, not a curated record
AAAUGAGCUACACCGGAAAUUCACGAGCAGGCUUAUCAUUAUGCGGAAAUUCUAAAGAACGCUCCGUGCAUAUGGUCACCUAGAUUAUUACAGCGCAUUGAAAAUGUGCAUAACCGGAAAUAACUGAGCCGAAAGAUUUCAAAACGGGCGUUACGAGGCUCAGUGCAAGUAGGAGGAACAGUGAGAGAGCGGUUCGAACGAACGGGAAUCGAUUGUGAAAGUAAUAAACUCAAAAUACUGAUAUUCAUAUUAAUGACACGGCUGGUUCAGUCGACAGAAAUACUGGACACACAUAUAAUAACUGCCGAAAUACUUGCCGGUCAGUCUGAGCGCUCAUGGUACGCAAAGUGCCUACAGCCGAACACCUGCAGGCGCCACUGACUCAACGGCUCCUUUUUCAGCGACUACUCUGACUACGUUUAUUCAAACUGGGGGACAGGGGCUUUUCUAUGAUGGAUUGUCUGACCUGUAAAAGUUUCAGAUGUCUGGUGAUCAGUGCUCUAAUACUGAUAGGAAGAAUCCGUCCAAUACAAUCUGAUAAUUGCUAUGCUAAAGCAGCAGUGGCAUCUGAUGACAGCAAUUGCUCUGAGAUUGGGAGGGACAUAUUGAAGCGCAACGGUUCAGCAGUAGAUGCUGCUAUCGCCGCUCUGCUGUGUGUGAGUCUGGUUAAUGCCCAAAGUAUGGGCAUUGGAGGAGGAGGGGUUUUCACCAUAUGGGAUGCAUCAACAGGAAAGGUGGAGACAAUUAAUGCAAGAGAAACUGCUCCAAUGGGUGCUUCAGAGAACAUGUUCGGCAAAGACCCAGAGAAAGCAAAACCAGGGUUGUUCAUAGCUGUACCAGGAGAACUGCGUGGUUAUGAGCUGGCGCACAAAAGACACGGGAGACUGCAAUGGAAGGAGCUGUUUGAGCCCAGUAUAAAGCUGGCACGAGAGGGAUUUAAGAUUGACAAGCCCUUGGCCAAAGCCAUCAAUGAGACUAGUGACACAAUUCUGACUAAUGCAGCAUUGUGUGAAGUUUUUUGUGGCUCACACAACAAAACCCUCUUAAAGGAAAAGGACACAAUAAGAUUUCUCAAACUAGCUGAGACCUAUGAGAAGAUAGCAGAAGAAGGACCAGAUGCCUUUUAUGAUGGGUCACUGACUCAGGAUAUACUAGAUGAUAUCAAGGCCGCAGGAGGGAUCGUAACGCGUGAGGACCUAAAGAAUUAUAAGCCAGUGCUGAAUGAGUCUGCAAUAAAGUUCUUUGUGGGGAAUUAUACAUUUUAUGCUCCUGAUGCUCCAUUCGGUGGACCUGUGCUCACUCUCAUACUCAACAUACUCAAAGGUUACAACAUCUCAAGCAGCAGUGUGUCCACAACAGAGAAUAAGACUUUAACCUAUCAUCGUAUGAUAGAGGCUUUCCGCUUCGCUAAUGUUCAGAAAGGUAAACUGGGAGACCCACUGUAUGAAAACGUCACUGGGAUUGUAAACAAUAUGACCUCGGACAGCUUUGCGGACAUGAUCAGGAGUAUGAUUAACGAUAGCUUCAAACAAAACAGCUAUGGGCAGGAGGACAGUAAUGGUGUACCUGAUGAUCACGGCACAUCUCACCUGUCUGUCAUCGCUGAAGAUGGGAGUGCAGUGGCCGUCACCAGCAGUAUCAAUAACUAUUUUGGUUCUAGAGUGAUGUCACGCUCGACAGGCAUUAUAUUUAAUGACCAAAUGAGGGAUUUUAUUGAUCCUGAGCUGAUAAGUGGUCUUGGCAAAAACAACAAAAUUAAACCAGGUAAAAGGCCACUGUCAUCAAUGUGUCCCACAAUCAUAUUGGACAAACACAGCAAAGUCAAAAUGGUGGUCGGAGGUGCAGGUGGAACAAAUAUCACCACAUCAGUUGCUCAGGUGAUCCUGAAUUAUCUGUUUUUUGACUAUGACAUGCAGAAAGCUCUUGAAGAGCCCAAAGUUCAGAUCACAAUAAAUGAGGCAAAUGUAGAUGAGCGCUUUGAAAAGAAUAUAAUUGAUGGCUUAAAGCUGAAGAAUCACACUAUAUUUCACAAUACUGCAUUAUCAGUGGUUCAGGCAGUUGUACGAGAGGAGGACAAAAUCUGUGCUGUAUCUGACAUCAGAAAUUACCAACCAGCAUUACUUCUGUCUAUCACACAGUUCAUAGGACUGUUGCACAUUUGCUCUUUAUUAUUCCAGCUUGUCUAUUUUUUGAUUUAGCUUACAUUGUAAGGAAUUGCUUAAUUACCAAGUCAUGGCAAUGCGUUUUCCAUUAUUUUAACUCAAAUAAGUUUAACCACUUUCAACUUAAGUUAUACAAAAUAUAUAUAAAAAAGUCAGUUUACUAUAUAAAAAAGUUUUAAAGACUUAAACAGACAAUUUGAUUUUACAAAUUUACAGCAUUUUUUAAAAGAUUAUUAUUUUUUUUUACAGUGUAUCUAUUCUAUAUCCGCUAUUGCUACAGUCUAUAUUGCUAUUGCAUUUUGUAAAGUAAAUUAAUUUGAAUGAAUACACAAAAAGAAAUAAACGAAUUUCACUCUUCUAAGCUUUACUGAAAAGAGUUUGAUAGCAUUGUAAAAGAGUUGUUUCAAAUUAAUAAAGUAUCUUUAAGUAAGUGUCGUUCUGUCAGUAUAACAUUGGUGAAUAAAUGCAAAAAUUGAUGAACACAA